Messenger RNA from Podarcis raffonei (Aeolian wall lizard), 1866 nucleotides. It is a transcript of the gene KMO, whose product is annotated as kynurenine 3-monooxygenase. Gene Ontology annotation, cellular component: mitochondrial outer membrane. Gene Ontology annotation, biological process: quinolinate biosynthetic process; L-tryptophan catabolic process; NAD+ metabolic process. Lineage: Eukaryota; Metazoa; Chordata; Lepidosauria; Squamata; Lacertidae. Bases 137 to 1561 code for a protein of 474 amino acids. The record is from RefSeq and is a predicted model, not a curated record. Gene Ontology annotation, molecular function: FAD binding; kynurenine 3-monooxygenase activity; NAD(P)H oxidase H2O2-forming activity. The transcript is spliced from 16 exons.
GCACAGCAGCACCUUUGAGGACAGAGUGCAGGUGGGACAAUGUGACCAGACGGCGGCAGCCCAUUCUCCAUUGCAGCAGUAACAGCCUGAGGAGCUAAGGAGAGAUAUACAUGCACUCUGCCUGGAGAAAAAAGUCAUGGAUCUUUCAGCUCCGCAGAGGAAAAAAGUGGCCAUUAUUGGAGGAGGUUUGGUGGGUUCUUUAAAUGCUUGCUUCUUUGCAAAAAGGGGCUUUAUAGUGGAAAUGUAUGAAACCAGACCAGAUAUCCGUGGUUCCAAUGCUGCUCGUGGCAGGAGCAUUAAUUUGGCCUUGUCUCACAGGGGACGGCAAGCUCUCAAGGCUGUUGGGCUGGAAAACCAGAUUGUGUCUAAAGGCAUACCUAUGAGAGCAAGGAGAAUUCACACGCUCUCAGGCAAACAAUAUUCAAUUCCAUAUGGGACAAAGAGCCAGUACAUUCUCUCUGUAGAUAGAGCAAAUUUAAACAAAGAUCUGCUAACUGCUGCUGAGAAAUAUCCCAAUACUAAAUUAUACUUUGGACACAAACUGCUUCACUGCAAUGUGGAACUGGGAACACUGACCUUUUCAGGAUCCGACCAGAUGUCAAGAGAAGUCACUUGUGACCUAAUUGUAGGCUGUGAUGGAGCCUUUUCUACAGUUAGGAAGCAGUUCAUGAGACAAGCACGUUUUGACUACAGCCAAGUAUAUAUUCCUCAUGGAUACAUGGAACUGAAAAUACCCCCAAGGGAUGGAAAUUUUGCAAUGGAACCAAAUUAUCUCCACAUCUGGCCCAGGAAUACAUUCAUGAUGAUUGCACUGCCAAACCUGGAUAAGUCAUUCACAUGCACUCUCUUCAUGCCUUUUGACGAUUUUGAAAAGCUCAUAACAGGAGACCAAGUGCUGGAUUUCUUCAAAAUGUACUUUCCGGACACAAUUCCUCUGAUAGGAAAGCAGGAACUGAUGCGAGAUUACUUUUUGUUGCCAGCCCAGGCCAUGGUCUCUGUGAAGUGCUCCUCGUUCCACCUUGGCACUUGCUGUGUGCUGAUGGGAGAUGCGGCCCAUGCGGUCGUGCCCUUCUACGGACAAGGCAUGAACGCUGGAUUUGAAGACUGUCUGGUCUUUGAUGAGUUAAUGAACCAGUUCCAAAAUGAUAUAUGUAUUUGUCUCCCAGAGUUCUCAAAGCUGAGAGUACCUGAUGAUCAUGCAAUUUCAGAUUUAGCUAUGUAUAAUUAUAUAGAGAUGCGGGAGCAUGUCAAUUCAAAGUGGUUCAUUUUCCGAAAGCACAUUGACAACCUUCUUCACGCCCUCUUCCCCUCCACUAUCAUCCCUCUGUACACCAUGGUCACAUUCUCCAGAAUUCGAUACCAUGAAGCUGUGCAAAGAUGGAAAUGGCAGAAUAAGGUAAUUAAUAGAGGCCUCUUUCUCACUGUGGCUGUGACAGCAGUAAGUGGCAUCUAUCUGCUCAGAAAUGGUAUUAAGCUACAAAUUGACGCAUGUGCAGAGAACCUGUGGAAAUGGACAUUCAGCCUCAGAAAAUUUGGAAAUGUACCACUGGCUACCCAAUAGUGUUAAAAGCAAGAGAGAGAGAGAGAGAGAGAGAGAUUUAUUCAGUGUUUUAAUUUCACCUCUGCUUGGAAAGUCAGAAUGUCAAAGUAUUCCCAAAGGACUAACUGUGCUACAUGGUGCUGGAUCCAAGUGUUAGAAGGCCAUCCACAUGGAACUCAACAAGACACUUGCCAUAGACUUGAGUGCCCUGCUGUCAUCUUCCUAAAGAAAUGAUAUGUGUCCCUCAAGAGCCUGAGGGCCUGUAAGCUGUUCUUCCAUACUUCCCCAAAUACCAGCAUCAACUUUUACACACAAGAGGACAUGUA